CGUACCAAGAUGGCGGCAGAAGCAGCUGGUGGGAAGUACAGGAGCACAGUCAGCAAAAGCAAAGACCCCUCGGGGCUGCUCAUCUCCGUGAUCAGGACUCUAUCUACCAGUGAUGACGUGGAAGACAGAGAAAAUGAAAAGGGCCGUCUGGAAGAAGCCUAUGAAAAGUGUGACCGUGACCUGGAUGAACUGAUUGUACAGCACUAUACUGAGCUCACAACAGCCAUCCGCACCUAUCAGAGCAUCACAGAGCGCAUCACUAACUCUCGAAAUAAAAUCAAGCAGGUAAAGGAAAAUCUGCUUUCCUGCAAGAUGUUGUUGCAUUGCAAACGGGAUGAGCUCCGGAAACUAUGGAUUGAAGGAAUUGAGCAUAAGCAUGUCCUAAAUCUGCUAGAUGAAAUUGAGAAUAUCAAGCAAGUGCCUCAAAAACUGGAACAAUGCAUGGCCAGCAAACACUAUCUCAAUGCCACAGACAUGCUGGUGUCAGCAGUAGAUUCUUUAGAAGGCCCUCUCCUUCAGGUAGAGGGUUUGAGUGACCUGAGACUGGAGCUUCACAGCAAGAAGAUGAACCUUCAUCUGGUUCUCAUAGAUGAGUUGCAUCGACACCUGUACAUCAAAUCUACUAGUCGUGUUGGACAGCGCAAUAAAGAAAAAGGAAGAAUGAGCUCUCUUGUGAAAGAUGCUUCCCCAGUACCCCUGAUUGAUGUCACAAACAUGCCGACACCUCGAAAGUUUCUUGAUGCUUCUCAAUUUGGUACUCCUGGAAACUCAACUGUCAGAGAAUUGAACCUGCAAGACAUCAAGGAAGAUUUGGAGCUGGAUCCAGAAGAGAAUAGUAACCUCUUUAUGGGCAUUCUCAUCAAGGGGCUAGCCAAACUGAGGAAGAUCCCAGAAACAGUUAAGGCUAUCAAGGAACGCCUGGAACAAGAACUAAAGCAAAUUGUUAAGAGGUCCACGACUCAGGUAGCAGACAAUGGCUACCAGAGAGGGGAGAACCUCUCUUUGGAGAACCAGCCAAGAUUGCUUCUGGAGCUUCUGGAGCUUCUCUUUGACAAAUUUAAUGCUGUGGCUGCUGCACACUCUGUGGUCCUGGGAUACCUCCAACAGACUGUUGUACCUCCGUCAACUCAGCAUGAAGACAUCAAAUUGUAUGAUAUGGCAGAUGUUUGGGUCAAGAUACAAGAUGUUCUGCAGAUGCUGCUGACAGAAUAUUUGGAUAUGAAAAACACUCGGACGGCUUCUGAACCAUCAGCUCAGCUUAGUUAUGCAAGUACAGGACGGGAAUUUGCAGCUUUUUUUGCCAAAAAGAAACCUCAAAGACCAAAAAACUCUCUCUUUAAGUUUGAGUCAUCCUCCCAUGCUAUCAGCAUGAGUGCUUAUUUGCGUGAGCAGAGAAGGGAGCUGUACAGCCGCAGUGGAGAACUUCAAGGAGGACCUGAUGACAACUUAAUUGAAGGUGGAGGAACAAAAUUUGUCUGCAAACCUGGAGCCCGAAACAUAACUGUCAUAUUCCAUCCAUUACUCAGGUUUAUUCAAGAGAUCGAGCAUGCCCUGGGACUUGGUCCAGCCAAACAGUGUCCUCUUCGAGAGUUUCUCACCAUGUAUAUCAAAAACAUAUUCCUCAACCAGGUCUUGACUGAAAUCAACAAAGAGAUUGAAGGAGUCACCAAAACUUCUGACCCUUUAAAGAUCCUGGCUAAUGCAGAUACCAUGAAAGUACUGGGAGUACAGCGGCCUCUCCUACAGAGCACAAUAAUUGUGGAGAAGACCGUGCAAGACCUCAUGAAUCUGAUGCAUGAUCUCAGUGCAUACUCCGAUCAGUUCCUCAAUAUGGUGUGUGUUAAGCUCCAGGAGUACAAGGAUACCUGCACAGUUGCCUACAGGAGCAUUGCCCAAUCAGAGGAGAAACUGGUAAUCAGUGCAUCUUGGGCAAAAGAUGAUGACAUCAGCAGACUUUUAAAAUCUUUGCCAAACUGGACUAAUAUGGCUCAACCCAAACAACUGAGACCUAAGAGAGAAGAGGAAGAAGAUUUCAUAAGGGCAGCCUUUGGCAAAGAAUCUGAAGUUCUAAUUGGGAACCUGGGUGAUAAAUUAAUCCCGCAACAAGAGAUCCUACGUGAUGUCAGUGACCUGAAAGCUUUGGCCAAUAUGCAUGAAAGCUUGGAGUGGUUGGCAGGACGAACAAAGUCAGCUUUUUCUAAUCUUUCAGCAUCUCAAAUGUCUUCCCCUGGUCAAGAUAACCACAUGAGCAUGGAUCUCCCUCCAGGAUCAGAACAGAUCAUGCAGACUCUCAGUGAACUGGCCAAAUCUUUCCAGGACAUGGCUGACCGCUGCCUGCUGGUUCUACAUUUGGAAGUGAGAGUUCACUGUUUUCACUAUCUCAUCCCUCUGGCAAAGCAAGGGAAUUAUGCCAUUGUUGCCAAUGUGGAAAGUAUGGAUUAUGACCCUCUGGUGGUUCGGCUUAAUAAAGACAUAAGUGCCAUUGAAGAGGUCAUGAGUGCCAGUCUCCAGCAGCACAAGUUCCAAUAUAUCUUUGAAGGUUUGGGCCAUUUGAUUUCCUGCAUUUUGAUCAAUGGGGCUCAGUACUUCAGGCGUAUCAGUGAAUCCGGCAUCAAGAAAAUGUGUAGGAACAUCUUUGUGCUUCAGCAAAAUUUGACCAACAUCACCAUGUCACGAGAGGCGGACCUGGACUUUGCAAGACAGUAUUAUGAAAUGCUGUACAACACAGCUGAUGAGCUUCUGAACCUGGUGGUUGACCAAGGGGUCAAGUACACGGAGCUGGAGUACAUUCAUGCCUUAAAUCUGCUGCACCGAAGUCAGACAGGAGUUGGGGACCAGACCACGCAGAACAUGAGGCUUCAGCGCCUCAAGGAGAUCAUCUGUGAGCAAGCCGCCAUCAAACAAGCCACCAAGGAUAAGAAAAUAACCACUGUGUAAUCGGAGCCUCCGCAAGCUGUGAUGGCCAGUGGCCACUACAUGUAUACUCAGCUUUGUUUUGUUAUCUGUCUUCAUCAUGCAUCCUUCUGUAUGUUAUCUGAUCAAUUCUACACUGAGGGAUCUUACUCUUAGGAAAGUUUUAGGAAAGGGAAAGUUUUCUUUUCUUUAUACUAACCCUAAAGGGAGGGUUUAAAGUGGUGACUCCAAAAGAAUUCAGAGUGUGAGUAGAACUGUUGGGAAUGGUUGAGACCUGAGUAGGGAAGGAAGAAUACACAGUUCCUCUCACUUCCUUAAGCAUAUAAACGCUCUGACAUUUGAAAAGAGAGUCCCUUCCUGUAAUCUCGUUGAUCUAAAAGAUAUUAUAAAGGUUCUAUUUCAUAGACAGUAAGGUUCUUACUCCCUUGAUGCUAUUAAUUUUUAGUACAAUGAAAUAUCUAGCUCUCUGCUCAUCUCUCUUUGCCUUUCUCUUGCCAAGACCCACCAAAGCAGUUAACUGAGUAAUCAAGGCAGGCCGCAGGCUCCAGCAGGGAUGGCCUUCCCUCCACAUCCCAAGAGGAUGGAUCCCCUGCUUCUAUUCUGCCACACACAGGGUAGUUGUGUUGUGGAAUAUUUUGCUGACUGGGUUGUCUUUGUCUCCACUUUUUCUGAACCAAAAGCCAUGACACUGGUGGCAAGGAGCACGAGCAACCAUGGAAGCAGGGAUCCCCCCACUGUCCAAGAGGACAGGAAGAGGACUGGUCAUUUACUGGGCGGUGAACAUGCUGCCUUACUCGCCAAGUCCAAGCCAGGAGUCUCAGAGUCACCCACAGGCCCUGACUCGCCACAUGAAUUCCUCUCUGACUGACUGGUAUUGUCGGUCACCUUUCCUCUAGUUCAGUUUGCCCCGGCCCCGCUCACCAGACUCUUGAGUACUGUUGGUUCUCAUAGUGUAGACAUUGUUGAAAUCUUGGAAGAAGGGCACAUGGUGCAUGUCUGUGCUCCCCAUUCUUUGCAGGUGCAAGGAGAACCUCCACCAUUGUGGCCCCUCUCACUGAUGGUCUUGAAUUUCUCAAACUGCUUGUACAACUUUGGACUUGGAGAAAAUGGAAAAUUAAAGGAUGUUUUGAGAACACUUAAA
Antechinus flavipes (yellow-footed antechinus) is the source of this 4054-nucleotide messenger RNA. RefSeq names its product exocyst complex component 4 (gene EXOC4). Bases 10 to 2937 code for a protein of 975 amino acids. The transcript is spliced from 18 exons. NCBI's taxonomy places the organism in Eukaryota, Metazoa, Chordata, Mammalia, Dasyuromorphia, Dasyuridae. Gene Ontology annotation, cellular component: synapse; growth cone membrane; exocyst. Gene Ontology annotation, biological process: chemical synaptic transmission; Golgi to plasma membrane transport; exocytosis. The record is from RefSeq and is a predicted model, not a curated record.